AUUUUUGGUCUCGGAUCUUCGAAUAAAUAAAUCACUUUGUGCAUUCGAUAUAGCAAAAAUAAUUGUAAAAAACAUAAUUUCGUAUAUUUUUGUAAAUUUCGGGAAAAUGAAAUCGUGCUUAUUAUUCAUUCGCUAGCCAACUAGCCAAUUUGCUUGGGACGCAUUCAGAAUUUUACAAAAAUUUGCAUAAAACAUCAAUAUUCUGUCGCUCACGAACAAGGCGAUUUUUUUCAUUUAUUUUUGUUUUAUUGUGAUAAUUAUAAAUUUUUUCGAAUAUCGGAUGGCGAAUAUAAAUUUAAAAAAAGAAUAUUUUCUGAAUUAAAUGCGUUCCAAACAGAAUAGGCUUGCAAUCUGAAUAGUUAGCAUAUAAAAUAUUUUCGAUUUUUUGGUGGCAUCCUAAAGUACACAAAUUGACAUUUAUUCACGAUGAACGGAAAUGUUGAUCCGCAGGGCGGAGGCAAUAGCAGUGGUGCAGCGUUACAAAAACCUGUUCAAGAUUAUAAGUUGAUUAUAGAUCCAUUUUUGGUGAAGGCGCCACAAAAAAUCUAUCGUUACAAUGGAAUUGUAAACGAUCCAGCCUAUCCACAAGUUAUAUUGAAAGAUCCUCGUAAUGCCAAAGCAAUUCGCUUACGAGUACGACUCGAUCCCAUCGAAUUGCCAGUACCACGAUUUAAAAUUGAUGAGCACUAUGUUGGAGAUCCUCCCGCCGUAGAAAUCACAAUCACCAAUAUGAACGACAAUGUUGAUGAGAAUUUUUUGCGAAAUCUUUUACAAAAAUGUGGUUCAACUGAAGAGCAAAUCAUUUAUCGACAUCCACGAACACAACGACGUUUGGGCAUCGCACGAAUAGUUUUCGUUGAUGUUAAAUCGGCUCGAGCUUGCAUUGAAAAAUAUAAUCAGCAAUCAGUUAUGGGAAAUGUUAUGAAUGUUUUUCAUGAUGCUUUCGGUGAACAAUGUAAACAAAUUUUGCAAGAGGCAUCCGGUGAAAAGAAACCACAAAAACCAAUAAUUCAAGCACAACCACCUGUAAAUGCACCAAUAAAUCAACAAAUGCCACCAAUGCCGACAAUUCCAUCUUUUAAACCAAAGGAUGAAUUGUUGGUACCACAUGUCAGCGAAUCGGAGCCGUAUUAUCAAGUAGACUAUAGUAAUCCAUACGGCCGAAGUGGGCAUAUUUCGAGUGAUCAUAAACAAGAAGAAAAUGAUUGGAAUGACAGUCGAGACAAAUACGAUGAAUAUGGCUACGAAACAGAAGAUCAUAGGCAUUAUCGUUAUGAGAAAAAAGAUGGUAGAAGAUGGGAAUCAAAACCGUCCAGAUAUUAUAAAGGUGAAAAAGAUCGAGAUCGGCGCACAGAUAGAAGAGAUUAUCGAAGCCAUCGAGAUGAACGAGAUAGUAGUCGACGACGUGAGUAUGAUUACGAUAGGAAAGACCGAGAUAGCCGUGAUCGACGGGAAAGAGAUCAUCGAAGUCGUGAUUCAAAAUAUCGUGACUACAAGAAAUCAGACAGAGACUAUCCACCAUCUGCAGAUAGUUCAUUUUCAUAUAGUAGCAGCACAUAUACAAUGAGUUCACAUCAUCAUAGUGGUCAUCAUUACUCAUCAUUUGAUAGUUCAUCUUCAUCAUUUCAUCAAUAUCCACCUCUCCCAGCUUAUCAGCCACCACCGCCGCCAAACGAUCCUUGGCCGAAGGUUCCGGCCGCAAAACCACCGCCAGAACCCGAUUGGGAUGAGGUUGAUGCACAAAAAGAUGUUGACAAAUCGUUAAAGGAUGUAGCCGAAACAAAAUCUGAUAUGAAAAACAGUGAACAAGAUGACGAAAACAAUAUUGAUUUAGAUACCAGAAUUGCAAUGAUGUUUAAGGAGAAAUCGUUUGGUGCAGCACCGCCAUUUCUGCAAUUGGAUGACAGUGAAUCAGAAACGGAAAAAGAAAAUGGACCAACCGAUGGCACAGAUAAUUCAUUAAUGGAAAAAAUUAAAACCGAAAUGAACACAGAAACAAGUGGUGAAAAUAAUUUGCAGGGAAUAAGUGAAACAAAUAGUAACGAAUCAAUUGGCCAGACAUCGAAUUCAGGUGAUCGGAUGAAAAUUAAAACCGAAAAAACCAAAUGCAUCGAAGAUGGUGCCAGUGAUAUUUCGAGUGAUGACGAAGUACUUGAAUCGUGUGCACUUCCCAAGCUAGGUGAUGGUGAUAUUAAGGUAGACGAUGAUAAAAUGUCAUUGUCCAGCCUAUCAUCGACAGACGAUAAAGUCAAUCGAAAACCAAAUGUGCCAGACGUUGCUUUGCAAAAAAAUACGGUUCCACAAAUAGCGGAUUAUUAUUAUCCACCCAAUACAAAUCCUUAUUAUUAUCCAAACAGUGAAAAUACGGCAUACGAUCCAUACAAUAAUCAAUAUGUGUCAUCUCAGGGAUAUAUGCAGCCAUAUAUGCAAGGUUUUCCAACGUUGAUUCCAGGCGGUGGUUAUGUGCAAUCCGAAUAUCCAAUGAAAAAGUACGAACCAGUUCCUUUAGUGCCCCCUGAACCAACGAAAAAGGAUCCAUCGGAACAAAUAGUUGCUGCAGUCAUCGAACGUGUAAAAAACGAAUUGAAACAAAUUUUGAAAAGGGACAUUAACAAACGAAUGAUCGAAAGUAUUGCAUAUAAACAAUAUGACGCCUGGUGGGAUGAACAAGCGCAAACCAAAAAUAAACCACCUACAAUUGCCAUUGCACAAGUCAGUACAGAAAAGAAGGCCACCGUUCCGGUCAUCAACCAAGUAUUGACCAAUAAUAAGCGUGAAGAUUUCAAUGGUUUUACGUUGGGCUUCCGAACGCAAAUAUUGAAAUUGCCACGUUUUCAGCGUAUACGGAAAGCACCAAGUCCAGUACCACAAGAUGAAGAUUCAAAGAAGGACCUUAGUGAUCAAGAAGAAAUUAUUCAUCGCUCUGAUUCAGAUGAUGAAGUGGAGAUUCCCAAAUCUAAAUCGACAUUUAAUGAAAAGCUCAAAGAGAAUGAAUCAAAAAUGCGAAAACGAAAGGCUGGUAGCGUGUCCAGUUUCUUCACGUCAUCCAGUGAGGAAGAAAGCAGUAGCGCCGAAUCAGAUAGCGAUUUGGAUACAUCUUCAUUAAGUGAUAUUGAUGAAUUACCAACAAUUGCACCGAAAGAUAAAAAUGUUGUAAAGAAAAUUUAUUCGGAUUCAGAUAGCGAGGAUGAAAUAAAAGUGGUUCCAAAUAAAAGUGGAAUGGGUGGAAAAUCAAAAUCCAGAUUGUAUUCGGAUACGGUGAGUGAGGAAGACGAUAUAAGCAUGGAUGAACAGGCCGAUGAGAAAGAACUCGACAUUUCUCAAGACAGAGUUAAAACACCAGAACCAGUGAUUGAUGUAGAUGAUGAUGUUAAAGUACCAAAAACACCGGGACGACGAGAUUCAACACCAACCGAACAAAAGAAGUCGAACUCAAUUGAUUAUGACCGACUGUAUAGUGAUUCUGAAGAUGAACGGGAAUAUCAAGAGAAACGACGAAGAAAUACCGAGUACAUGGAGCAAAUCGAACGUGAAUUUAUGGAGGAACAGCUCAAACGACAACGAAGCAAUACAAGUGAAACAACCGAAGAGGAAGAUAUUUUACCAGAGAAAGCACCAAGUCCCGGCGAUCCAGUUACGCCAUCAAUUUCCAAACUACCACCCACACCUGACAUUAAAUUUACCUCAGAUCCAUUUAAGAAGCAAUCGGAAGCAUCAAAUGAAGGUGUGUACAUUUCUAAGAAAGCUCAGGCUGCGAAGAAAGCUAAAAUGCAGGAAAACAGACAAGAGGAAAUUAACGGUUUGGCUCGAAGUAUGUCGAUUUCAGAAACUACCGAAGAUGAAAUGCAAAAGGGAAAACUUUCUCCCGAAUCAUGUUCAAGUCAAGAAAGUCAAACAAGUCAUGCAAGCCAAGUUCAAUUGGAGCAUUGUUAUUCGUUACCACCAUCAGCAUCGCCAUCAUUGUCUUCGCCUUCAUCACAAAUUAUUAUUGAAACACCGAAAUCGAUUGUUGCAGCAGCAAUAUCACAGCCCGUUUCAAGUGCAUUUGUCCAUGAUCAUGGUUAUAUGACAUCAACGAGUACAACCAUAUCAACGUCAACAAAAGCGACAACAUCCACUACCACAAAAUCAACCAAAGGACCUGGACGACCCCGUAAAGAUCCCAACCAAGCAAAGAAGCCGAAGAAAACAAAAAUGCAAACCGUUAUCGAUGAAGAAAAAGCAAUACUACCGAAACAAACAGGAAAAGAUAUGGCCCAAUUUAUUUCCCGAGAAAUAUACAAAGACAGAAGUACACGUGAACAAGUUAUGCUUUUGUAUGAGUUUCUCACGAAAGGAAUCGAUACUGAAGACAUUACCUAUAUGCGUCGAAGUUACGAAUUUCUGUUGCAAGAUGAUACAAACAAUUCUUGGUUGAAUGCAACCCAUUUUAUGGAACACUGUGAGACUGAUCGUAGUUUAAUUCCACCACCCAAUAAAAAACGAAAGAAAGAUGAUGAUUUGCGACGUCAUGCUAGUGGAUGCGCUCGAACUGAAGGUUAUUAUAAAGUUGAUCUUCGUGAUAAAAUGCGAUUUAAGUACCAUCAUUCAAAAUCAAUCAAUGAAUCGGGCAUGGACGAUGAAGUGAAAUCAAAGAUGAUUUCAAAGGUGCAGGGUUCACGUGAAGCACGAUCAAAUCAACGACGUUUGUUAACAGCGUUUGGUGCAAGUACUGAAAGUGAAUUGUUAAAAUUCAACCAACUGAAAUUCCGUAAAAAACAAUUGAAAUUUGCAAAAUCAUCAAUUCAUGAUUGGGGUCUAUUUGCUAUGGAACCGAUCGCUGCCGAUGAAAUGGUUAUUGAGUAUGUUGGACAAAUGAUUCGGCCCGUUGUGGCUGAUUUACGUGAAACAAAAUAUGAAGCAAUUGGCAUCGGAAGCUCAUAUCUAUUCAGAAUUGAUUUGGAAACGAUUAUUGAUGCUACGAAGUGCGGUAAUUUGGCACGGUUCAUUAAUCACAGCUGUAAUCCAAAUUGCUAUGCGAAGGUGAUCACCAUUGAAUCAGAGAAGAAAAUUGUAAUUUACUCGAAACAGCCUAUUGGAGUGAAUGAAGAGAUUACAUACGACUACAAAUUUCCUUUGGAAGACUCAAAGAUUCCUUGUUUGUGUGGUGCACCUGGUUGCCGUGGCACACUCAACUAAACAAAUUUCGAACCACCUUUAAUUCCACUCACUUCAAAUGCGUCAUAAUCUUUAUUUGUUUCUUUCAUUUUCAUUUGGAUUGAAGUAAAAACAACCAUCAAUCGGAAUUCAUUUAUAGGAGAUUUUCAUUUAAAAAUUGAUGAAAACAAAAAAACCAUACACACAAUAUUAUGUAAAAAGCCUAAUUCAUGUGAAAGUGUUAUGAGUAAACAAAUUCUUUUCUUAUUUAAGUUUUUAAUUCGUCUCAUUAGAUUUAGAAUAUUUCAAAAAAAUAAUCAAUUCAAUUGUAAUCCGUAUUUUUUCUCAUUUUUCAUCCUUGAGAUUUAAUAUUAAACCGUAUUAAA
Messenger RNA from Contarinia nasturtii (swede midge), 5522 nucleotides. RefSeq names its product histone-lysine N-methyltransferase SETD1 (gene Set1). Gene Ontology annotation, cellular component: Set1C/COMPASS complex. The coding region runs from base 427 to 5178 and encodes 1583 amino acids. The record is from RefSeq and is a predicted model, not a curated record. Gene Ontology annotation, molecular function: RNA binding; protein binding; histone H3K4 methyltransferase activity. The transcript has 7 exons. Lineage: Eukaryota; Metazoa; Arthropoda; Insecta; Diptera; Cecidomyiidae.